Molecule: messenger RNA, 1167 nt
Organism: Choloepus didactylus (southern two-toed sloth)
Lineage: Eukaryota; Metazoa; Chordata; Mammalia; Pilosa; Megalonychidae
Gene: MLF1
Product: myeloid leukemia factor 1
Exons: 7
Coding region: 117-929 (270 amino acids)
Biological process (GO): regulation of DNA-templated transcription
Cellular component (GO): nucleus; cytoplasm
Source: RefSeq, a predicted model, not a curated record
GCGACAGGAAGAGAAGCGUUGACGCCAACGGGGAGGCAGCUUGGAGGUCGCGGCCGCGGCGAGUUACAUCGUUUUCCAAUCCGCCUGCGUACGCCGCCGCCUGGGACAAAGCCAGAAUGUUCGGGAUGCUGAGCAGUAGCUUUGAGGAUGAUCCCUUCUUCUCUGAUUCUUUUAUGGCACACCGAGAAAGUAUGCAACAUAUGAUGAGAAGUUUUUCUGAACCUUUUGGAAGAGAUUUGCUCAGCAUCUCUGAUGGUAGAGGAAGAGCUCGUAAUCAUAGAGGACGUAAUGAUGGUGAAGAUUCUUUGAUUCGGACAGAUGUCAACCCUUUUCAGGCAGUGGACCGAAUGAUGUUAAAUAUGCGAAACAGUAUGCAGGAAUUACAAAGAAACUUUGGUCAGCUUUCAGUGGAUCCAAAUGGACAUUCAUUUUGUUCUUCCUCUGUUAUGACCUAUUCCAAAGUAGGAGAUGAGCCACCAAAGGUUUUCCAGGCCUCAACUCAAACCCGUACGGCUCCUGGAGGAAUAAAGGAAACCAGGAGAGCGUUGAGAGAUUCUGACCGUGGACUAGAAAAAAUGGCUGUUGGUCAUCAUAUCCAUGACCGGGCUCAUGUCAUUAAAAAGUCAAAGAACAGUAGGACUGGAGAUGAAGAGGUCAAUCAAGAGUUCAUCAAUAUGAAUGAAAGUGAUGCUCAUGCUUUUGAUGAUGAGUGGCAACAUGAGAUUUUGAAGUACAGACCUGGGGGACGAGGGCACCGUCUAGAAAACCCUAGGAUGCGCAGUGUUGGUCAUGAAAAUUCAGGAUCCUGUGAAAUUAAAAGAAGGGAGAGACCUCACCAAAGUCCAGCCAUUGAAAGUGGAAGAAGAUCCAAUGUUUUUGUGGACAAACUCAACAUCAAAGGAUCUCCUGUCAAAAUCAGCAAAAAAUAAAUCAGCAUGCAUUUGAUUUGUUAGUUUGGGUUGUUUGAACAGAGAAAGUAAUGGUGCUGGGUUAAUACACAUAAGACCAAUAUCUUGUUUUUAAAUCAAUACUGUACUUUGCAACUUUCUUCUGAUAUCUGAAUGUUCUUAGAAGUGCUAGCUUUAUACCAUCCCUACUGUAGAAAUAAAUCCUUGAUUUUCAACAAUGUGAAUAAAUUGUUACUCUAUAAAACUCUUUAAACACUAA